Molecule: messenger RNA, 1910 nt
Organism: Eucalyptus grandis
Lineage: Eukaryota; Viridiplantae; Streptophyta; Magnoliopsida; Myrtales; Myrtaceae
Product: 7-deoxyloganetin glucosyltransferase
Exons: 2
Coding region: 230-1708 (492 amino acids)
Molecular function (GO): UDP-glycosyltransferase activity
Source: RefSeq, a predicted model, not a curated record
ACGCGAACGAGCCUUGUCUCUCACGUCUUGCAAGUCGGCCGGAAUUGGUCGCCGACGUACCACCCGCCUUCCCCUCUCGAUCUCGCCCCGCCUAUAGAUAGACCAAAACCAGAAAAGAGCAAGACAACAGCAAGAGAAACGAUCAAAACACAGAGGAGAAGGGGUGGGAGGAGAGAGAGAGAGAGAGAGAGAGAGAGAGAGAGAGAGAGAGAGAGAGAGAGGGAGGGAGAUGGAUUCGAUAGAUAUGAUCCAAAAGCCGCACGUGGUGUGCAUUCCCUACCCAGCCCAGGGCCACAUCAACCCCAUGCUCAACCUCGCCAAGCUCCUCCACCACCGGGGCUUCCACGUCACCUUCGUCAACACAGAGUACAACCACGGCCGCCUCCUCCGCUCCCGCGGCCCCUCCUCUCUCGACGGCCCCUCCUCUCUCGAUGGCCUCCCAUCUUUCCAGUUCCGCACCAUCCCCGAUGGCCUCCCGCGCUCUGAUGCCGCCGACGCCACGCAGGACAUUCCCGCCCUCUGCCAGUCCACGAGUAAGUUCUGCUUGCCCUACUUCCGGGACUUGCUCCAGAGGCUCAACGAGGAGAGCACGACGUUGGGUUCCCCGCUGGUGAGCUGCGUGGUGUCGGAUGGCGGGAUGACCUUCACACUCGAUGCUGCAGAGGCAAUCGGCGUGCCGGAGGUCCUAAUCUGGACGGCGAGCGCGUGCAGCUUCAUGGGCUACGUGCAGUAUCGCAGUCUUAUUGACAAGGGUCUUACUCCACUCAAAGAUGCCAACUACUUCACAAAUGGGUGUCUAGACACCACCAUUGACUGGAUACCCGGGAUGAGAAACAUCCGCCUGAGAGACUUACCGACCUUCAUCCAAACCACUGACCCGGACGACUUGAUGAUACCCUUCUGCUUGAGAGAGGUCGAGCGAGCGAAGAGAGCCUCAGCCAUUGUUUUCAACACGUUCGACCGAUUAGAGCAUGAGGUCCUCGACGCUCUCAAGGCCAUGUUCCCUCCCAUCUACACCCUUGGCCCCCUUCAUCUCCUUACAAAGCAACUAUCCGAUAAUAACACCAGGCCGUUCAGGUCCAACCUGUGGAAGGAAGAGCCAGGUUGCAUCGAGUGGCUCGACUCGAAACAACCCAGCUCAGUCGUGUACGUGAACUUCGGGAGCAUCACAGUGAUGUCGCCAGCGCAGCUGGUGGAGUUCGCAUGGGGGCUCGCGAACAGUGGCCAGGCGUUCCUGUGGGUCAUCAGGCCAGACUUGGUCGUUGGUGAUGCGGCCAUGCUGCCUCCGGAUUUCUUGGCUGCAACAAGGGAGCGGAGCUUGCUGGCGAGCUGGUGCCCCCAGGAGCGGGUGCUAAGCCACUCAGCAGUUGGUGGGUUCCUGACCCACAGCGGAUGGAACUCCACGAUCGAGAGCAUCGCGGCCGGGGUGCCAGUGGUGUGCUGGCCAUUCUUUGGGGACCAGCAGACGAACUGCUGGUACAGCUGCCAGGAGUGGGGGAUCGGGAUGGAGAUCGACAGCGACGUGAAAAGGAACGAGGUGGAGAGGCAGGUGAAGGAGCUGAUGGAGGGGGAGAAAGGGAAGCAUAUGAAGAGGAAGGCGAUGGAGUGGAAGGAGAUGGCCCGAGAGGCGACGCGUCCUUCCGGGUCGUCGUUCUUGAACCUGGACGAGGUGAUCAACAAGGUGCUGUUGUCGCCCAAAAGAGAUUAAGCUUGUACGGACAUUGCUUUGCGAUUGGGGCGAGUAUCCAAACGAUUCUGUAGACAUUCCUGUUGUGUAUUUUCCCGUCUAGAUCGUAUCUACACCCCUAGUAACUCCGGUCUCGUCAGUUCCGGUUGUUUUCAUUUAGUUUUGUGCAGUUGGCAUGUGUGUGAAACAUCAGGCUGCAAUAAAGUGUUUUCCCAUGUUUUUA